CAAUGGCUGUAAUUCUAUUCAUGUUCGUUCUCAGUGUUGUUUCACACAACUUAGUGCACAUGAUGCCACGUACACUUGCUCUAUCUUUGAGUUCAGAGAGUGACAAGCUGGCUUUACUUUCUUUGAAGCAGAAGCUUAGCAAUGGAGAGCCUAAUGCACUUCCAUCAUGGAACAACUCUUUGCAUUUCUGUGAGUGGCAGGGUGUUACAUGCGGACAUCGCCACAUGAGAGUCUCUGUCUUGCGCUUGGAAAAUGAAAUCUGGGGUGGCACUCUUGGGCCAUCUUUGGGAAAUCUAACCUUCCUCACAACCCUCAUUCUUUCCAACAUCAACUUGUAUGGGGAAAUUCCAACACAAAUUGGUCGACUAAAGAGGUUGCAGCUUCUUGACUUGAGUUACAACAAUCUAAAUGGUCAGAUUCCUAAACACCUUACCAACUGCUCUAAACUUGAGGUCAUUAAGUUGUUGGAAAAUAAACUCACUGGAGAAGUUCCCUCCUGGUUUGGAAUUGGAUCCAUGACACGGCUAAAUAAGUUGCUUCUUAGUGGCAAUGAUCUAGUUGGUACCAUCCCACCUUCCUUGGGGAAUCUUUCAUCCCUUCAAAAUAUCUCACUUGCAAGAAAUCAUUUGGUGGGAAGUAUACCACGUGUUUUGGGUCGGUUAUCAAAUUUGAAAAAGCUGAAUCUUGGUUUAAAUACUUUGUCAGGAGUAGUCCCUGAUUCUCUUUAUAAUCUUUCCAAUAUUCAAAUUCUUGCUCUCAAUGAAAACAAGUUAUCUGGGACUUUUCCAUCGAAACUGCAACUUGCUUUUCCACAUCUUAGAGGAUUCUUGGUUGGAGAGAACCAGUUCGAUGGAACAUUCCCGUCUUCCAUAUCCAACAUCACCGGAUUGGAAAGGUUUGAUAUCUCCUCAAAUGGUUUUAGUGGGCCAAUUCCUCUCACUCUGGGAAGCUUAAAUAAACUUCAACUGCUACACAUUGGCUACAAUAGUUUUGGAAGUGGGAGAGGUCGUGAUUUGGAUUUCCUCUCAUCAUUAACAAAUUGUACUCAACUGCGCAUACUUAUUUUGGAUGGAAAUGGAUUUGGUGGCGAGGUGCCAGGUCUUAUCGGCAAUUUUUCUACCUAUCUGAGAACUCUUAGUAUGGGAUUGAAUGAAAUAUCUGGAACGAUACCUGAAGGAAUUUGGCAGUUAAUCGGUUUAACCGACUUCACCGUGCAAGAUAAUUAUCUAGAGGGAACUAUUCCAGAUUCAUUUGGAAGGCUUAAAAAUCUGGUAGGAUUGGACCUGGGAGAAAACAAAUUGUCGGGUAAUAUUCCUACUGCCAUUGGCAAUCUCACUAUAUUGUCUGAACUUUCUCUGCAUUCAAAUAGUUUUGUUGGAGGCAUUCCAUUAAGUCUCAAAUACUGCACGCGAAUGCAGACAUUUAAUGUUUCCACCAACAAUUUAAAUGGAGAUAUACCUAAUCAAACAUUUGGCAAUUUUGAAGGUUUGGUAAAUCUUGACUUAUCUUACAAUUCUUUCACUGGUUCCAUCCCUUCAGAGUUUGGAAACUUGAAGCACCUUUCCGGUCUGUAUCUUCAGGGAAACAAAUUUUCUGGUGAAAUACCUGAACAGCUUGGCGCUUGUUCCGGGUUAACAGAGCUUGUGUUGCAGAGUAACUUCUUCCGCGGAAGCAUACCUUCGUUCUUGGGCUCUUUAGGAUCCCUUGAAUUCCUCGACCUUUCUAACAACAACUUCUCGAGCACAAUCCCUGUCGAAUUACAAAAGUUGAGUUAUUUAAAUACUUUGAACUUCUCUUUUAACCAUCUUUAUGGUGAGGUUCCCACAGGAGGUGUCUUCAAUAAUGUUACAGCAAUUUCACUCAUUGGAAAUAAGGAUCUCUGUGGGGGAAUACCUCAACUGAAGCUUCCUGCAUGUUCUAAGGUUCCUUCAAAGAAACACAAGCGGUCUUAUAGAAAGAAAGUCAUCCUCAUCAUUGCAAUUGUCGUUGGAGUGGGUUUGGUUACUUCAACACUGUUUGUCACCAUCCAUUUGUUCAGGAAAAGGCCCAAAGCACCAUCGACUUCAUGGUCUCCUAAAAAUAAGUACGUGAAGGUUUCUUAUGGAGAUUUACACAAAGCAACCAAUGGAUUUUCUUCAUCCAAUUUGGUGGGGUCUGGAAGCUUUGGUUCUGUAUAUAGUGGAUCACUUCUCCCUUUCAAAACACCUGUUGCUGUGAAGGUAUUGAAUCUUGAAAGGGUUGGGGCAUCAAAGAGUUUCGAAGCUGAGUGCAAGGCUUUAGGAAGGAUCAUGCAUCGGAAUCUUCUUAACAUCUUGACUUGUUGUUCAAGUAUUGAUUAUAACGGUAAAGAUUUCAAGGCUAUAGUUUUUGAGUACAUGCCUAAUGGCAGUCUAGAAAGUUUGCUGCACGACAACUCUAGAAAUUUCAGUGUGAACCUUGAUCUUGCGGUAAAUAUUGCUCUUGAUGUUGCUAAUGCAUUGGAUUAUCUUCAUAAUGGUUCUGAGCAAGCUGUGGUUCACUGUGAUAUUAAGCCAAGCAACGUUCUUCUUGAUGAUGACAUUGUUGCUCACUUGGGAGAUUUUGGGUUAGCAAGGCUCCUUCAUGUGGCGACGGGACAUUCCAGCAGAGAUGAGGUUAGUUCCUUUGCAAUUAGAGGAACCGUUGGAUAUGUUCCACCAGAGUACGGAACAGGUUGUCGAGUAUCAACUAAAGGGGAUAUCUACAGCUAUGGAAUUCUUGUGUUGGAAAUGGUGACAGGAAGGAGACCAAUAGAUGCAGUGUUUGGUGAGGGUCUAAGUCUACACAAAUUCUGCCAAAGGGCAAUUCCAGAAGGAAUCACUGAGAUAGCAGAUUCACGUUUGCUUGUGUCAAAUGUUGAAGAAGGAAGAAGGAUGAUGGAAAGCAAAGUUAGGGAGUGUUUGGUGGCCUUAGCUGGGAUUGGAGUUGGAUGUUCUGCAGAAUUACCUGUUGAGCGAAUGGACAUUAAAGAUGUGGUAUUGGAACUGCACUCAAUCAAACAGAGGCUGUGUCACUAAGUCACUGGUUACAUUUUUUUAAAGUCUUUCACAUGUUAAUCUCCUUUCAAUUUCUUCAGUUUCUGCUUAGUGGUGUAAUUUGUUUCUCAAUAAUGAAAAAGGCUUUGGAAAUAAAGACCUCGAGAUAAAAAAAGAUUUA
This is a messenger RNA of Vigna angularis (adzuki bean), 3174 nucleotides long. Its product is annotated as probable LRR receptor-like serine/threonine-protein kinase At3g47570. NCBI's taxonomy places the organism in Eukaryota, Viridiplantae, Streptophyta, Magnoliopsida, Fabales, Fabaceae. The coding region runs from base 3 to 3035 and encodes 1010 amino acids. The transcript has 2 exons. Gene Ontology annotation, molecular function: protein binding; protein kinase activity; ATP binding. The record is from RefSeq and is a predicted model, not a curated record. Gene Ontology annotation, cellular component: plasma membrane. Gene Ontology annotation, biological process: protein phosphorylation; hormone-mediated signaling pathway.